UCCGCAUUGACGUGGAAACAUUCUCUACGAGGAAAGGAGUACAUAUGACUGGGAACAAGCAGUAACAAGGACCACAACAGUGACAGAUUGACAAGUGAGUCAGCAGCAUCUAGCAUUACUGCUUAAAUGGCUGCAGCACCCAGAUCCGGAGCAACACUACAUAUAAAGCCUCCAGAUGGCUUUUCCACACGAGGAGAGGCUUCUUCUGUGUCCAAGCGAUGGAAGGAUUGGCUAGCAGCUUUUGAAAUCUACCUUGACGUGGCAAAUGUGGGAAAAGACAGCCGAAAGAGAGCAUUACUUCUACACACAGCUGGAUUGGAAGUUCAAGAAAUUUGCCGUGGACUGUUUUCAAAUAGUGCCGUUGCUACAUAUACAGAUUUGGUCACAGCACUGAACAAACAUUUUAUUCCAGUGGGGAAUUUUAGGCAUGAGCGCUUUGUCUUCAACAGCUGCGCACAAAAGCAAGACGAAUCUGUUAGUGCAUACACAACAAGGUUAAGAAAGUUGGCUGCCACAUGUGAAUUUGAGAAGAUCAAGGGUGAGGAUGAUAUCAUUAUUGACCAGAUAAUAGCAAAGUGCAACUCGAAGCAUUUGAGAAGAGAGUUACUACAGGAGCCUAACCUCACCCUCGGCAGAGUUUUGGAGAUUGCCAGGGUGAUGGAGACAACCAAUAAAACUAGGAGGGUGAAGGAGCAACAGCUAUGCAUUCGGUGUGGCAGAGAAGGUCAUAAUCCUAAUGACAAAGGAAGAUGCCCAGCAGCAGACAGAUAUUGCCAUUAUUGUGGGAAAAAAGGUCAUUUUCAGCCAAUGUGUCGACUUCGCUGGGUUGAAGACGACAAUGAAGACAAAGAUUAUGAAGAAGAGAAUGCUUGUAAAUCCCAGUAACACUGCAGUGGUCCUGUAGUUGAACACAGGAUCAGAUGUAUUGGACACAUCAGAAAGAGAAUGAAAUCAUAAUAUUUGCUGUCAAAUAUUAAAGACUCCAGUUAGGGUUUUCAAGAUUACAAUUCACAAGGAAUCUCAGUUGUAGACUUGGCAGUGACAGAGGUCAAAUAAACGAAUUAGUAGAUAGGGAAAAAAGGUGAUAUUGCAUAGCCUAAAUUGCUAAACCCUCACGAGUUGAACCUGAAUAAAUGGUCUUAUAAGACUAUUAAGGUAAACCAAACAUCAACAAACUUAGUGCUAGACUUAAGAGUUGUUAAUAAAGUUCAUAUGUUCUUGUGUAUCCAUAUAAAACAAAUAUUGACUGUUUUAAGUCGUAAGUUGCUAUCUCAGGCACCACACAAGAUCAAAACUGAAAGUAGAUCCACUAUGAGCACCAGAAGACAACAAAUGUAAUAAAUAUGUAUCACCUGUAUAUAACACUAAAAUAAGCCCUCUGCUAUCAAAGGUACCUCAAAGAUUUAACCCAUUCGCGAUGGGGAAAAUGCCGAGCUCUACACAUAGUUGGCUCUGCCGUACCUGAUUUCACCUUUCCUUGAAUUGGUGGGAAAAUGUAUUUUUUUGCUAGUGCUAUGAAUAUCGAUGUUAUUUUUAUUAUAAACAUUAUAAUUACUAUAAUGUUAUAAACAAUAACAAUAACAA
This is a messenger RNA of Penaeus chinensis, 1584 nucleotides long. It is a transcript of the gene Arc1, whose product is annotated as tudor domain-containing protein 5-like. Gene Ontology annotation, molecular function: zinc ion binding; nucleic acid binding. NCBI's taxonomy places the organism in Eukaryota, Metazoa, Arthropoda, Malacostraca, Decapoda, Penaeidae. The transcript has 2 exons. The coding region runs from base 127 to 885 and encodes 252 amino acids. The record is from RefSeq and is a predicted model, not a curated record.